AUGGCUCCAGCCGCUGACACCAAAGUUGCAGCGGACGAUCGAGGCGGUUGCAGCGUUCGCAGCGACCGCCUGCUCAAACCUGCGCUCUCCUACAUAGCUGAAUUCGUCAAAGCAAACGCUGGGGGCCUUUGGGAUGCCGAGAAGAAGAAGGACGGAUGGAUCCCGCUGGUGGUGGCGGAGAACAAGCUGGCCAACUCGCUGGUGCUGGAGCGGCUGGAGGCGGCCAAAGGCGCCCCCAGCUCUGUUCUGAACUACUCUAGCAUGAAGGGUAUGCCCGAGUGCCAGGCGGCCAUGGCGGGCCUGCUGGAGCGGCAUGUGGUGCCGGGGCACAAGGUGGAGCCGGGGAAUGUCGUCAUUGCGGCAGGCGCCGGCGCGCUGCUGGACAGCCUGUUUUGGUGCAUCUGCGACGCUGGGGAGGGCGUGCUGAUCCCAGCGCCAUACUACCCAGCCUUUGACAACGACCUGCAGGUCAAGUGCUCCGUGCAGCCGCUGCCUUUCUACCUGAAGGAGGGCGACCCGGAGGCGGGGCCCGUGGCCGCCGCCGCCAUCCGCGCGCAGCUGGACGGCGCGGUGGUGUCGGCCGCGGCGCGCGGCAUCGCGGCCAUCGCCCGUCCCAACAUGCUGUCCCCUCGAGCGCUGCCGCCUCUUCCCACGCUUCCCAACCUGACGCCGCACUCUCCCCUCUGUUACUCCUUCUCUGCCUGCAGCGAUGAGGUGUAUGCUCUGUCCAUGUUCAAGCCAGAGGAGGCCAAGUUCACCAGCGCCAUCACGCUGGCGCAGCAGCUGGUGCCGCCGCCGCCGCCGGAGAUGAAGAAGCAGCGCAGCCGCCUCGCCUCCUUCUUCUCCCGCCAGCGCUCGGCGGCCGCGGGCGACAGCAGCGACGACAGCAGCAGCGAGGAGGACAGCGACGAGGAGGAGGAGGUCAGGGCAAAGAAGAAGGCGGAGCGGGAGGCGAAGAAGGCGGCGCGCGCCGCCAAGAAGGCGGCGGCCGUCGAGGCUGCCAAGAAGAAGGCCGAGGAGGAGGAGGCGGCGCGCAAGGCGGCCGAGGCGGCGGCAGAGGCGGCCAAGGUCAACGGCGGCCUGGCGCCCGGCUUCUACAGCCAGGAGCAGGUGGACACGUAUGUGCACCUGCUGUACGGCCUGUCCAAGGACUUUUGUGCCUCCGGCCUCCGCGUCGGUGCGCUCUACACCCGCAACAAGCGCCUGCAGCAGGCCCUGGACCCCAUCUCCGUCUUCACCGGCGUGUCUGGCCACACGCAGUGGGCGGUGGCGCAGCUGCUAGAUGACCAGGAGUGGGUAUCCGGCUUCCUGCAGCAGAACCAGAAGCUGCUGCGGGAGUCGUAUGACGUGCUGGCGGAGGCGCUCGAGGAGGAGAAGAUUCCGUAUGUGCCCGCCGUGGCCGGCAUGUUUGUGUGGAUCGAUCUCAGGAAGUGGCUGCCGGAGAAGAAGGAUUGGGAGGCGGAGCGCAAGUUCUGGCAGCGCGUGUGCGACGACUGCAAAAUCAUCCUGACCCCCGGCCACGACUGCCACGCCGCCGAGCCGGGCCACUUCCGCCUCUGCUUCGCCUGGAUGCCGCCGGUGGCGCUCAAGGAGGCGGUGCAGCGGCUACGCAAGCGGGUGCUGGAGGAUGAGGAGGAGGGGGAGUGCGUGAUCCAGUGA
Messenger RNA from Chlorella variabilis, 1659 nucleotides. RefSeq lists its product as hypothetical. The transcript is spliced from 9 exons. Gene Ontology annotation, biological process: amino acid metabolic process; biosynthetic process. Gene Ontology annotation, molecular function: pyridoxal phosphate binding; transaminase activity. NCBI's taxonomy places the organism in Eukaryota, Viridiplantae, Chlorophyta, Trebouxiophyceae, Chlorellales, Chlorellaceae. Bases 1 to 1659 code for a protein of 552 amino acids. The record is from RefSeq and is a predicted model, not a curated record.